GAAAUGGUUGGGUAGCCACUUCCAAAUUCCGAAUCUUACAACUUUAUUCAUUCGUCAUAAGAUGGCGCAAGUAUAAAUUUUUAAAUUGUAAAUUCGAAAUACUAAAUUCUAAAAGUUAAUUGAUAUACCGGUCCAAAAAUAUAAAUAAAUAUCUAUUAAAAAUAAAAAGUAAAGAUUUGAUUUGGUGUCUAUUUUGUCUUGUAUCUUAAAAAGUUUAAUGGUUUUAAUAUACAUAACCUAUAAAAUUGACAUUUUGUAAACAUUAAAGCGGGUAUAAAACUAUAAACUUGCUAUAUGUUCGAAUCAAAUUCUUUAAGUAUAAAUUAAAUGAUGAAUAAUAGUCACAUUGAAUCUGGAAUUCAACUGUUUAAGAGACUCAACCGCAAAACAUGUCUUGAAGGAAUAAAUCCUCAUUUUUUCGCCGAUGGGGGCCCUCUUCCCAACCAAGUUAUAGAAAUUACAGGAGACCAAAGGGACAAGAAUGAUCUGCUGAUAGACUUUAUUGUGAAGUGCAUUUUACCUAACAAGUACAACCCAGAAUGGAAAUCAUCGGGAGCUGUUCUCAUACUCACUGAACAUCAGAUAAAUAUCUUGAAAAUUAUUAAAGUUAUAGAAACACAUUUAAAAACAAACAAAAUUUUAGAUUCAUCUAAAAGUAUACUGGAAAUGUCACUGAAGAAUUUGACAAUAUUCAACUGUUACAGUGCGGAAGAUUUAGAUAUAACAAUCAUAAACCUAGAACGACUUAUUCUAGCAAAAGACAAUAUAAAUUUAGUUGUUUUUGAUAAUAUUUCAAGUUACUACUGGAUAGCCAAGCAAGAUAUUAACACUUUAAGCUACUACCAACAUUCCUCCAACAUAUUUCCAAAAAUUUUUAAUGUGAUAAAGACUUUAAACGUUUUAUUAAUAUUUACUAGAAGUAAAAAGGCGAAUUUUGGUAGCAAGAAGAGUUUUCCGAAUGUAGAUUAUCAGAUAAAUAUUGAAGAUAGGGAAGAUCAUUGUAAGCAGGUCGAAGUUACAGAUUUUGCAGCAAAAAAGAGUGUUAGUGUUAAAUAUAAGGCUAAUAUUAUUGUUGAGUUUUUGUGAUUUUUAAAUAAAGAUAGGAUUUUGAUAUUUUUCA
Diabrotica virgifera virgifera (western corn rootworm) is the source of this 1120-nucleotide messenger RNA. RefSeq lists its product as uncharacterized. NCBI's taxonomy places the organism in Eukaryota, Metazoa, Arthropoda, Insecta, Coleoptera, Chrysomelidae. The coding region runs from base 328 to 1086 and encodes 252 amino acids. Gene Ontology annotation, biological process: DNA strand invasion; double-strand break repair via homologous recombination. The record is from RefSeq and is a predicted model, not a curated record. Gene Ontology annotation, cellular component: centrosome; Rad51B-Rad51C-Rad51D-XRCC2 complex; replication fork. The transcript has a single exon. Gene Ontology annotation, molecular function: four-way junction DNA binding.